GAGAAGACCCAUAGUAAAGGGAAGACCUCUCUCUCUCUCUCUCUCUCUCUCUAUUCACCACUACUUCUGCUAAUCCAGACCUAGUUCAUACACUUCUUCGAUUAAACCCUAUAAUAUAUAUCGAGAGAGUCUGGAAGAUCCAAAAUGGUUUUUGAUCCUUUACCUGAACAGAAUGCACCCUCUUCCGCUCGCCGAAAGGUGAUUCAUGAGCUGGUUCAAGGGCGCGAUUUGGCUAAUCAACUUCACAGCUUGCUCUCCAGGUCCGACCAAAACGACAGCGUUUCGGCCGAAGAUCUGGUCAGCAAGAUAAUGGACUCCUUCACCAACACCCUUUUCAUGUUGAGCACAGACAAUAACAGUGAUCAGGCUGCUGCAACUGCUCAUGGUCACGGUGUUGGUGAUAAUGGUGAUGAGAUCUACGACGACGAUUCUCGACUCCAACCCAGUACUUCUCGUAUUGAUCAUUCUCUCUGUUUGGAGGGCAGGAAAUCUGAAGAUUCCCAGGAAAGUUGCAGGAGUACUUCUGUAAUUUCAUCAACCACUCAUUUGAAGGAUCGCAGGGGCUCUUACAAGAGAAGAAAGACCUCUCACACAAUGAAAAGAGAGACCUCAACUCUGAUUGAUGAUGGGCAUGCAUGGAGAAAAUAUGGCCAAAAAGUCAUUCUUAAUGCCAAACAUCCCAGAAACUAUUUCAGGUGCACUCAUAAAUUUGAUCAAGGGUGCCAAGCAACGAAGCAAGUUCAGAAAAUAGAAGAUGAACCCCAUCAAAUGUAUCGGACCACAUAUUAUGGGAACCACACAUGUUCAAGCGUCAGCAAAUUAUUAGCUCCUGAACUCAUCUUGGACUGUGCUAGCAGUCCUAGCCAUGGCUCUUCUGUUCUUCUGAGCUUCAACAACGCCGAUCAUAAUAAUAAUAAUUUCGUCUCCAAACAACUACUCACUCAUCCAUUUUUCUCUUCGGUCAAACAGGAGUUUAAUGACAAUAAUAACUACCAAGCAUCGUCUUCGGAUUACAAUAAUAAUAAUAUUGUCUCGUCUGAUCAUCAUGAUGGCAAUAAUCGUUUGACUACAGCAAUUGAUCAUCGGGCUCAGGCUGGUUUGGAAUCUGAUGAUCACCACAAUGAUAUUCAUGGAGAUGAUGAGAUAGGUAUGGACAUAUUCGAUGAUGUAUUGAAAUCAUUUCAAUUCGAAUGAUCCCUAUCCAGCUAGCUAGCUAGUUUUUUUUUUUUUUUUUGAAUAAUAUUGUAGAAAAAUAAUCAGAUGAAAUGUACUUGUUGAUCUAGUUUCUCAAUUUUUGUCUAUAUAACGAAAUAUAUGUAUGUACUUGUUGAUUA
This is a messenger RNA of Humulus lupulus (European hop), 1334 nucleotides long. Its product is annotated as probable WRKY transcription factor 70. Lineage: Eukaryota; Viridiplantae; Streptophyta; Magnoliopsida; Rosales; Cannabaceae. Gene Ontology annotation, molecular function: DNA-binding transcription factor activity; sequence-specific DNA binding. The coding region runs from base 145 to 1194 and encodes 349 amino acids. The transcript has 3 exons. Gene Ontology annotation, biological process: regulation of DNA-templated transcription. The record is from RefSeq and is a predicted model, not a curated record.